Messenger RNA from Lagenorhynchus albirostris (white-beaked dolphin), 2134 nucleotides. RefSeq names its product kelch domain-containing protein 7B-like. The record is from RefSeq and is a predicted model, not a curated record. NCBI's taxonomy places the organism in Eukaryota, Metazoa, Chordata, Mammalia, Artiodactyla, Delphinidae. Bases 93 to 1910 code for a protein of 605 amino acids. Gene Ontology annotation, molecular function: protein binding. The transcript has a single exon.
GGUCAAGGCUUGCACCUCAGAAGCCCAGUGUGGUUCUCUGCAAGGGCAGUCAGGAGGGGCAGUUCUCAACUAGCUGGGGAAACCUUAUUUCGAUGGUUCUUAGGAGUCACCCCUUCCCCAGGCCAGAGAGGCCCCAAGGGACAGUCCCAAGGGCAGCUCUGGAGAGCCCCAGAGAUCCCAGCACUUCCACAGCCUCUGAGAACAGAGAGUCUGGCUCUUCCCCUGAAGAGGCCGUCCCCAGCCGUGAGGACAGGCAUGGCUCGGCUGGACUGGUCACAGGGGCAGGCACAGGGGGCCUGGCUGAGGCUGGAGCUCGGCCACAGCAGAGCAGCACCGAGACCAAGGAGGCUCCCACCGCAGGCCCUCCCUCAGGCCCAAGAGGGGAGAGAAUUGAGGAGAAACAUCCAGACUCACUGCCGUCUGGAGCUGCAGAACCCAGGGCCCCCUCACGGCCACCGGAGCAGACCCAGCCUGGCUCUGCACCCUCCCCAGUUACAAGGCAGGACUCACAGCCUGUCCCCCGGCCACGGAAACGCAGCUUGUGCGAAAUAUCCCAGAGCUCUGAGCUUGAGGCCAGCCCAGCGGCCCCAGGGCAGCGCCGAGGACAGGAGCCCGGGGAGGGGCCCAGCCCUGCAGGCAGCAGGCAGGUCCUCACUGAGAAGCAGAAGGAGGCCCGAAAACUCAUGGUGUUUCUGCAGAGGCGGGGGGGCUGGGGGGUGGUGGAGGGGCCCCAGAAGCCCAGAUCCUCGGCGGCAGGGGCUCUGCAGCGAUGGCUGGACCUGGGCAGCUGCCUGGAGGCACUGGCCUUUGCCCAGCAGCACGGGGACCCCCGCCUGGCCCAGAAGACCUAUGCCUGGAUGAGUGACAAUCUGCUACACGUGCUGGGAGACCCGAGCCUCUACCGGCAGCUGAGUGGCGCUGACCGGGAGCGUAUCCUGAGCCUUCGGACCAGCCGGGGCCAGGCGGUGCUGGGGGUCCUCGUGCUGCCCAGCCUCUACCGGGUGAGCCGCUCGGGGCUCACAAGGGACCCUCGUGGGGUGGAAGAAACUCACGCGGUGCGGCCCGUGCCCCCGCCUCCCCGCACGUUCCUGUACGUGUUCCACCCCCGGGAGAACGCGUGGCGGCCCCUGACCCAGGUGCCCCAGGAGGCCCCGCUCCGGGGCUGCGGUCUCUGCACCCUGCACAACUAUCUGUUCCUGGCGGGGGGCAUCCGUGGAUCCGGUGCCGAGGCCGUCUGCUCCAACGAGGUCUUCUGCUACAACCCUCUGACCGACAUCUGGAGCCAGGUGCGGCCCAUGCGGCAGGCGCGUGCCCAGCUCAAACUGGUGGCGCUGGACGGGCUGCUCUACGCCAUUGGGGGCGAGUGUCUGUACAGCAUGGAGCGCUACGACCCGCGCACGGACGCCUGGACCUCCUGUGCGCCCCUCCCUGCAGGCAGCUUCCCCGUGGCUCACGAAGCUGUGGCCUGCCGGGGGGACAUUUAUGUUACCGGCGGCCACCUCUUCUACCGCCUGCUCAGGUACAGCCCCGCGAAGGACGCGUGGGACGAGUGCCCCUACAGUGCCAGCCACCGGCGGUCCAGCGACAUUGUGGCUCUGGGGGGCUUCCUGUACCGCUUCGACCUGCUGCGGGGCGUGGGCGCCGCGGUGAUGCGCUACAACACCGUGACAAGCUCCUGGAGCCGGGCCGCCUCCCUGCCCCUGCCCGACCCCGCCCCGCUCCGCUGCGCCGUGCUGGGCAACACCAUUUACUGCCUCAACCACCAGGUCACAGCCACCUUCAAGGUCUCCGAGGGAACCGCCCAGUUCCAGGCCAAGGAGCUAAAGCCUUUUCCCCCGGGGGCCAAAGGGGUCCUCUGCCCAUUCAUCCUGACGCUGCCCCCCGUGGACCCGCUGCAGACUGCCCUCUGAGUGGCUGCUGGAACGCCAGGGACUUCAGCACUGCUCUCCGGGGAGACCCUGGGGCGGAGUCUGAGGGCAGGAGGGGCACAGGGGCCCCUUGUUCCCGGGACAACUUCCCUUUUCUGUUCUAAUAAGGCUCCUGACUCCGCCUUCCACCCGCUCCCCUCCCCUAAGCCUGUCCCCUCAGAGCCCAGGCUCCCCGCACCUGGGAGCUGGUCGCUGGGUGUCCCUAG